Molecule: messenger RNA, 1204 nt
Organism: Vicugna pacos (alpaca)
Lineage: Eukaryota; Metazoa; Chordata; Mammalia; Artiodactyla; Camelidae
Source: RefSeq, a predicted model, not a curated record
AUGAAAGCUGAAGCUGUAGCUCCAUUCAGACGCUCACGGAUUUCUCCUGGACACCGCGCCCCGGUGGAGAGGGAGGGGGCCACAUGCGCCAUCCAGGAACUAAAGAUGCGGCAGAAAGGGCAAGGGGGAGUGGGUGCGGCCACGACAGAGCCAGUGCGAGAGAGGAUGGUGACAGAAGUAGGGAGACGUGCUUUGCAUAUCCAGCUUAAAGCCAGGUACUCCUUAAGGAAAUCCCACUUUGAAUCAGCUCCAAAAGAAAAUCCAACGGGCCGGGCUCAUGCGCACUCGCGCCCCGCGCCCAGCACGGCUGCUCCACCUCGGCGCUUGUCAUUCUCCCCGGCGCGGCGGCGAGUGCCGAUUGCGGUGCCGACCCUCCCGCUCGUGCGCCGUCGCGCCCGCGAUGUGACCGGCCGCCUGGGAGCGGGCUGGCGGCUCUACCUGCAGCAGCGCCUCGGCUUUUCCCCGGGCCGCCUUCCUGUAGCGUCGCGAUUCCCUCAGAGCCGGAGACACGCACCAGGGGCUGGGAGCGCCGCACUCCCCGCGCGGGCGGCAGCUGCAGCGCUCGGGACCGUGCGGCCGGGUGCAGCCUCCGUCGCCGCUGCCGCUGCCGCCGUCGCGCGGUGCGCCCUGACGGGUGCCGGGCUCCGGGCACCGCGGAGCCGAGGCGGCUGGUGCAGCGCGGCAGCGCCUCGCCCCGCACCCGCCGUCGCCCGGGCAGUGCGGGGCCAGCGGGGCUGUGCGCAGCCAGAGCGCGGUCCCCACGGAAGGCUCCCUGUCUCCUGCGUCCCAAAAACACGAGGUCGUUCUCUGAGUUCAACAGAUGAGUGCAACUCCAGAGCUGGGAGAGUGACUGCAAGGCCAAGAAGGAAGAGAGACGUUCCCCACAACUACACUUCAAAGGGAGCACGUUGCCAGCAUUUUGAAUCCUUAUUUGGACAAGCUUCUCUCCAAGGUAAAUAUUACCGUUGUACCAAGAAGAGGGCGCAAUCAGAACGUGCACGUUGCAGUGGGACGGCACAAAGGCUUAAUUGUUGAGGACAAACCUAGAGUGGCAUGGGAGAGAGAAAGCGAGGGGGACACAGGCAGCAAAGCAGAGCCGCUGGGAUACCCUGCAGUCCCUUCUAAAUGUGUUACCAGGAGAAUGCCGCCAGAAUCCGGGAGCCCAUUGAGCUGGGCUCAAAACGUGUGGGAAAAAGGGGAGAAA